GCAAGUUUUGGGAAGCAAGGAAACAGGUAACCUCCCAGGAACCUGGAAACUUGAAAACGCGAACAACAGUUCUACGAUUUACAACGUCGUGGAAGCCGUCAAUUGUCGUCAAUUAUGAUACACCGUCUCUCUACUUCCAGUCGUUUUCUUCGAAAGAGCUCUCGUGUGCUGCAAUUUCGGCUAUAUUCUUCUACUUUCAUUCGAUCGGAAUCGAGCGAUACUGAGCUGAGCAGGAUUCUGAAAGAGCUGAGUAAUGGGAAGCUAACAGCAUCCGAAUCCGAGACAAUGAUUCGUCGUCAAUUGAACUUGUCGACAUCGUCCGGGACGGAUCCGUCAUCAGCAUCACCGGACGAAAUCUUAAAAUCGUUUGCCGAUAUCGAUCACACACGAUCGUCGCGUACAGGCUUUCCAGAAGCUGUCUUUGGAGCGGGGAAAACAGCAAAUCAAAUUGCCAUGAUUCUUGACGAUAUGGCUCGGCAUUUCAACGAGAAGGUUUCGGAAGGCCAGGGCGUCAUCGAUAACUCUCAGCGCGCUAUUCUUGCGACGAGGUGAGUGUUGUGCGCGUUUAUUCGAUUCGAACAGUUGCCUGUUUCUUUUUUGACAGAAAAACGUUUGCAACUGGCGAAAAGUGACUUAUAAUAUUGGAAAACAUUUCACUCGUGUUUUCACUUCAGAGUCUCCCCUGAGCUUUACGAGAGCGUCAAAUCAAUCCAAUUAUCACAUGGACAUCUAGUUUAUCAUCCAGCCGCAAAUAUAAUAUCUAUGAUUCCAUCGCUUUCUACAGAAAAAAACAUCGACUGCGAAAAUUCUCUGCCACCACGAAAACGGAUUGUUGUCGCAACCGCCGGCACCACAGAUCUUCCAGUCGCAGAAGAAGCGGCAGUUGUAUUAGAAGCCGCACAUUGCAAGGUAGACAGAAUAUUUGACGUUGGAGUGGCCGGGCUACACAGGGUAGUCCGGGCCUUACCACGAUUGCAAGACGACGAAGUUGGUUGCGUUAUUGUUUGUGCUGGGUAAGUUUCUCUGCAUUGUGUUGGCAUAAACUAUCGAACGAUCAUUUUCACGACCGCAGAUUUAUCUAAAUCAUUCUAUAUUUUUUUUAAUAUCCAUAGGAUGGAUGGCGCCCUUCCAAGUGUGGUUGGUGGGCUUGUUUCAUGUCCUGUCAUUGCCGUUCCGACAAGGUACGUAGUGUUGAGAACAUUUGCACUAGUGGUAUGUAUCUAUUUGCUUUCAAAGAUCUAAGUCUAAUUGUAUUUCUCUCACAGCAUCGGUUAUGGAGUUUCGUUGGGUGGUAUCAGUGCGAUGUUGACGAUGCUCAAUAGCUGUGCACCGGGAGUCGGAGUCGUGAACAUCGACAAUGGAUUUGGUGCGGCAGCACUUGCAUACAAGUGCGUUUUGUGAUGUUGUAUCACCCAUAGACAAUAUAUUUAGAUCCAAUCA
Molecule: messenger RNA, 1440 nt
Organism: Pseudo-nitzschia multistriata
Lineage: Eukaryota; Bacillariophyta; Bacillariophyceae; Bacillariales; Bacillariaceae
Source: the annotation of a GenBank genome assembly